Molecule: messenger RNA, 1559 nt
Organism: Salvia miltiorrhiza (redroot sage)
Lineage: Eukaryota; Viridiplantae; Streptophyta; Magnoliopsida; Lamiales; Lamiaceae
Product: putative methylesterase 11, chloroplastic
Exons: 5
Coding region: 219-1349 (376 amino acids)
Molecular function (GO): methyl indole-3-acetate esterase activity; methyl jasmonate esterase activity
Source: RefSeq, a predicted model, not a curated record
CUUUCUUUGUAUGUGAAAGCUGCUUUCCUUUCCCUCUUUCGUCAUCUUCCGCAUUCACCGAAGUGCCAAUUCCGUUUCCCAAUAUCUCUCAACCUGCGUAUCCAAUCCAUAGAUUCGGUCGCGCGCAUAUCCGCAUAGGUUUCCACGGCGGUAUCCAUCUACUUGCAUGCGAUGAUGAUCCAGUAGGAGCCGCCGUCGAAUUCUGAAACGAUCCAACUAUGGGGAUGUGUUUCUCCCGCGGCGACAGAUCGCCGCCGAAGAGGAGAGGCUCCAGGCGAGUCACGAACCCGGCGGCGGACGGCGGCGCCGGGAGCAAUCGGUGGGCGAGGAUUCGGUCUUCGAGGAAGGAGGAGAACUUGAUUCACGAGCGGGCGCUGGCGGCGGCGAUUCUGUUCCAGCAGCAGCUGCAGAACGGAGGCGGAACGGCGCCGUUCGAUAGGUCGGCGUCGUUGAGGUAUCCGAACGGGAAUUCCAAGAGGAAUCAGGCCUUGCCUCGGAGCUCCAGCUCCAGAGCGCGCUCGCUCACUGAUCCCCUGCUUCAGCCUCAUCAGCUUGUUAAUCAGGAUAUCAAGCUUGACAACCUAGAGACUAACCAUUUUGUACUUGUUCAUGGAGGUGGUUUUGGUGCUUGGUGUUGGUAUAAAACUAUUGCUCUACUAGAAGAAGGUGGAUACAAAGUCACAGCAGUAGAUCUUACUGGUUCUGGUAUUCAUUCAUUUGAUACAAACAAUAUCAAAAGUCUCUCGCAAUACGUGAAGCCACUGACAGAGUUGAUGGAAAAGCUUAAUGAUAAGGAGAAGGUGAUUUUAGUUGGUCAUGAUUUUGGUGGUACAUGUAUAUCCUAUGCAAUGGAGUUGUUUCCUACUAAAGUUUCAAAAGCAAUUUUUCUUGCUGCAGCUAUGUUGACAAGUGGGCAAAGUGCCCUAGAUAUAUUCUCUGAUAAGGUUGAGUCAAAUGAGUUGAUGCGACAGGCUCAGGUUUUUCUUUACGCCAAUGGAAGUGAUCAACCUCCAACUGCUAUUGAUUUCGACAAAUCUAUUUUGAGGGACUUGCUAUUUAACCAGAGUCCGACCAAGGAUGUUGCUUUGGCAUCUGUCUCGAUGAGGCCGAUCCCCUUUUUGCCUGUUCUGGAGAAGCUCUCUCUUUCAGAGACGAACCAUGGGUCUGUGAGAAGGUUUUAUAUUGAAACCUUAGAAGACAAUGCUAUUCCCAUUUCUGUACAGGAAAACAUGAUAAACAAAAGUCCCCCGGAGCAUGUCUUUCGUCUUAAAGGUGCUGAUCACUCACCAUUUUUUUCCAAGCCUCAAGCCCUGCAUAAGCAUUUAGUUGAAAUAUCUAGAAUUCCUUGAACUAUUAUUUCAGUACCACGUUUAAGUAGCCCUGCUUGGUGCAGUUGUACUCACAUCAUCCAAAUAUUGUGGUAGACAGUUUAGGCGUCCUGAGUUUGUAAUUGGCAUCAGAGAUGCUGUUGGAGAUAAUUUGCUUGUCAUUGUCAUUUGAGCUGAUACUGAAAUUCAUCUAUUUUAGUUUAGAUUUUACUAUUCUUUCUUAUCAUCAAA